This is a messenger RNA of Nannizzia gypsea CBS 118893, 714 nucleotides long. RefSeq lists its product as hypothetical. The record is from RefSeq and is a predicted model, not a curated record. The transcript is spliced from 3 exons. NCBI's taxonomy places the organism in Eukaryota, Fungi, Ascomycota, Eurotiomycetes, Onygenales, Arthrodermataceae. The coding region runs from base 1 to 714 and encodes 237 amino acids.
AUGGCAAGGGAAGGCAGCAUGAAGAGCAUCUUGGACACGACCACUAUAUCUGUCACAUGUAUACAUGUAAGGCUACGCAGUCUGCUCUUGACCUCCAACAGGAAGCGGUACCUUUAUUUAUUUAAAAUAUCCCAUUAUUACUCCUUCCAUGGACGGGAGCAGCAUCUGGGUAGACUACUCUGCUCGCUAUCUUUACCAGGGCCCACGGGUGUCCAGAGGGAAGGGACCGCUGAUGCACGGCCAUAUUCAAAUAUCAGCCGCACGUGGCAUGAUCUUGAGAUCGGGUCAAUCGACGCAGACAUCUGGGGUGCCAAUGGAGUGCUGGGAGUUAUGUUAUGUAUGGUUAUGCAGCAUAAAUCUAUAAAUAUAGAUGAUGCUCGGCCAGACCAGACCAGACCAGACAUGAGACAGACAGUCAGCCUCUUGUUUCAAACGGAGAUACUUAUUCCUGCCUCGCGUGUAAGAUUACAUCCGCCGUCCGUCGGCAGGGCCCAAACAGGUUACGUCUCGGCUGAAUGGACCCUGAACAGGCUGCACAACGAUCAACGAACUCCUCCAACGCCUCCCCACACGUGGCAAGGGUAUGCAGCAGGGAAACAAAUUGGAAGGAAGCACGAAAGAACAAAAAAGGAAGACGGUAGAAGGCGACGAGACGAGCGCUGCCAGCCUUAUCCGGCCAACCGAGGCCAGACAAGACGAGACUCGACUUCGUAG